Penicillium coprophilum is the source of this 279-nucleotide messenger RNA. RefSeq lists its product as uncharacterized. NCBI's taxonomy places the organism in Eukaryota, Fungi, Ascomycota, Eurotiomycetes, Eurotiales, Aspergillaceae. The record is from RefSeq and is a predicted model, not a curated record. The transcript has a single exon. The coding region runs from base 1 to 279 and encodes 92 amino acids.
AUGAGCUGCAUCCCUUACAACGUCUACACAAGAGAUGACAGAGACCAGAUACUCGAAGCCACUGCAUCUGCCAUUGAUGUGGUGUAUUGCCUCACCAUCGGUCAGCACGGGGGCCAAGAUCGCGAACCUCAUGACCUUAUCGAUGUUUUCCAAAAGAUUUCUCAACAACACCCGGAUGAUUCAUACCUCACUUCACUGGUGGAUUGCGCUUUCCAGUCUUCAGGCUCCGAAGGUGGUUCUGGAGGAAGCGUAAGUGCGGAAAAUGGGCCGACUGGUUGA